AUGGUAAUCUCUUGUUCACCAUCAUCUGCACUCCAGUCAGCCAUGCGUUAUUAUGAACAGAAAUACCCGGAAGUCGAUGAGCUUGUCAUGGUGCAGGUGCGCCAGAUCGCGGAGAUGGGUGCCUACGUCAAGCUGCUGGAGUAUGAUAACACAGAAGGAAUGAUCCUGCUAUCGGAGCUGUCUCGUCGUCGGAUACGUUCAGUGCAGAAGCUCAUUCGUGUGGGAAGGAACGAGGUCGUCGUCGUUCUGCGAGUCGACAAAGAAAAAGGCUACAUCGAUCUCUCAAAACGUCGUGUCUCACCAGAGGAUAUUGUGAAAUGUGAGGAGCGGUACAUGAAGUCGAAGACCGUCGCGUCUAUCCUGAGGCAUGUCGCCUCGAAGAUCGUAUCGGUAACUGGGGACGGCGCGGAGAAGGAAGCUGCUGCUGCGCCAGGGCCUGCGGAAAAAGAGAACAAAAGGGCGGCGAGGAAGGCACGUCAGGCGGCUGCGGAGGAGGGCAUCGAGGUCGAGCAUGAGAUCCCUGGAGGAGGGAACGAGGAAGAGAAGCUUGAACAGCUGUAUGACCAGAUUGCUUGGCCGCUGGGGAAGAAGUAUGGCCAUCCGUACGAUGCGUUCAAGCUUGCCCUUACAGAACCUGACGUCGUCUUUGCCUCGCUAUCAACGCCCAUAUCUCCAUCUACACUCUCUGUGCUCACGAGUACGAUCGCGCGGCGCCUCACACCACAACCUAUCAAACUCCGUGCAGAUAUCGAGCUGACGUGUUAUACGCCUGCUGGCAUCGACGCAAUCAAGAAGGCCCUUCGGGCUGGGGAGAAGCAGAGCAAUGAAGCGGUACCGAUCAAGGCGAAGCUCGUUGCGCCUCCGCUGUACGUUCUGAGCACAAAUGCUACAGAUAAGCAUGCUGCCGUCGAUCGUCUAGAACGUGCCAUUGAGACCAUCCAGUCGACGAUUGAGAAGCACGGUGGAAGUCUGGUGGUCAAGAUGAAGCCUAAAGCCGUCUCGGAGACUGACGAACAAGACCUCGCGCAACUUAUGGCUAAGGUUGGGCAAGAAAAUGCUGAAGUCUCGGGAGAUGAGGAUGACGAGGAAGUCUGA
Molecule: messenger RNA, 1095 nt
Organism: Cyclocybe aegerita
Lineage: Eukaryota; Fungi; Basidiomycota; Agaricomycetes; Agaricales; Hemipholiotaceae
Source: the annotation of a GenBank genome assembly